GAAGCCCUCCUCUAUUUUUUUAUAAAAUUAAUUUGUCAAAAGUCUUCACUUAUUAGCGUCAUUUACCUCAUUUUGCAAGCCUGCCCUUUUUUCAACCAAACAAACAAAAUUUAUUCAAGCGAAAAUUUAAAGUAAAAAAUAUGAUGCCCCCCGUCUCCUCAGAAAUUUACGAGCCAUGAAAAUACGCGUUCUUCUUCCACCCACCUAAAUAUAUUUUUUUGUUGUUUUUAAAGAUUGAUUAUUUUUGUUUUUAAAAGUAUUUUUAGCUGCUUAUUUUUUAAAUUUUUAGAAAAAUGAAUAAAUUAAAUCAACAAAAUUCGUGUUCUCCCUUACAUUAUUUAUUCGAAAAUAUAACUGAAUAUGUUUUGGAAAAGUUGGGUGAACGUUGUGCUGUUUCCUCAAUAAUUGUUCCAACAGCAAUAAUUUAUGGCCUAAUUUUGUUAAUUGGUUUAUUUGGAAAUAUUUGCACUUGCCUAGUUAUUUUAAAAAACAAAUCUAUGCAAAACCCAACAAAUUAUUAUUUAUUUUCUUUGGCUGUUUCUGAUUUACUUAUUUUAACUCUUGGCCUUCCAAUGGAACUUUAUGGAGUUUUUGAUGUUUUAUAUCCAUACAAAUUUGGAGAAUUUGUUUGUAAAGGGAGAGCUUUUUUGAUUGAAUUUACUUCUUAUGCUUCUAUUUUAACGAUUACUUGUUUUUCUGUUGAACGCUGGUUGGCUAUUUGUUUUCCUCUUCGAAUAAAACUCUUUUCUACUCUUGAUCGGGCAAUUCGUGUAAUUAUUGCUGUUUGGAUAUGUGCUUUUAUUGCUGCCCUUCCUGUUUUGGAUAUUGUUGUGGUUAAUAAAUUACCUCUUCCAGAUUGGACUAUUGGGCAGAAAUGGUUGUUACCUCUAAUUUCUGAUGAUAAUUCUACUCUUAGAAAUACUGAUACUUGUGCUUUAGACUUUCACAGACCUAUAGCUCAACGCAAUUUUAUUUUGACAGCAUUUUUUCUUUUCUUCCUACUUCCAGCAUUAUUAAUUACACUUGUUUAUUGCCACAUUUUACAAUGUUUAUGUUCAUCAGUUCGUUCUUCAAAAGCAAUUUUUGGCGGUGAAAGAGCUCAAAAAAUGCGGUCAAGAAAAAGUUUACUUAAAAUAUUAGGUUUGAUUAUUUUAAUUUUUGCAAGGAAGGGGAAAGAAGUCUAACCGGCUAGCAUUUAAAAUGCUUACUAGGUGGGGCUCUACAUAAGUCGGUAGAGCAGGCAUGGAUCGGGUUGAGAAAAAUCUGGGCAAUUUCGGUCUGGUCGGUUUUGGGUCUAAAAAAGUCCGGGUUUCAAAUUUCUAAGUCUUGGGUAAUCCGCCAAUCCCUGUCGGUAGAGCGCCCAGCAAUA
Meloidogyne enterolobii is the source of this 1369-nucleotide messenger RNA. The record is from the annotation of a GenBank genome assembly. NCBI's taxonomy places the organism in Eukaryota, Metazoa, Nematoda, Chromadorea, Rhabditida, Meloidogynidae.